AUGCCUAGGAAUGAAGAACAAUACCUUGGAGUCACGAUAUAUGGCCCCAGAUGUCGCUGCGAUGACGUGGGCAAUUUCAUGACCCAAGUCAACUGCUUUUUGGACGAUCCCGUUGGAUGUGAUUUCAAUGUGCCCUACAUGAACCCUCAAUGUCUGUUCAGUCUUCAUAAGGGACUGCCGAUGACUUUUGAUCUGCCGCAGUUGCAGCAACCAUACAUCGACAGUUUUUCACGAGCCUCACUCGAUAUUCUGUCCGGUUUCGAGACUGCUGAUGAUUUCGAGUCAUCGGACAGCCCUACAGCUCUACUCACCGAGUUGAAAGAGCAUCAGAAACAAGCCCUUACUUUCUUCCUGCAACGCGAACGAGUGUUCGGUGUCUGGGAAUCACAAUUACAGAGCCAUGUUCAACAGGGCAAGUUGGCAUGGUGCAUGCAUCACGGCAAACGGAGGUUCAAGCUGAAGGACCACGAAAAGCCGCCCGUGUUCACUACCUACCAGACCCUCGAGGGAGAGAACCGCAGGAGCGUUCGGAGCAGCGAUUCUAUAUUCUCCCAUCACUGGAGACGCAUCAUACUCGAUGAGGCACACACAAUACGCAACCACAAGACUUCUACUGCGCAAGCAAUGGCCGCGCUCCGUGCGACUUCGAGAUGGGCAGUCUCGGGCACCCCAAUCCAGAACAGCCUGCUCGACUUCCAUGGCCUCUUCAAAUUCCUUCAUUUCGCCCCCUACGACGAUCCAAAGGCCUUUGAUGACGAUAUCUCGAGCAUAUGGCGUACAAAAUCUGUCGAGGAGGCUGGCGAAAUAUUCAAGACACUGCUCUCGUGCAUCAUGAUACGUCGAACCAAGGCUAUUCUAGAUCUGCCCAGCAAAGACGAUCAGUUGAUACGUGUGCCAUUCUCUCACGAGGAAGAACGACAUUACCGCCAAAUCGAGCAGCCCGUCCUGGAUAUGCUGGAUCGCACCACAGGAAAUGGCAGCCAAACCCAGGUCCCUUGGAUGACCGCUAUACAACAGAUCAACAAACUCCGUCUUGUUUGCAACUUAGGCGUCUUCACUCCUUCGCAAGUGAACUGUGUCUCGCCCCCUGGCAGUUUAUAUGACACGACAUCCGUGAUGAGCGCCCGCUUCUCAAUGGGUGGAGGAUUUUGCGAGCUGUGCUUCCAGCCAGUAGAGACGUCAAUACUGAGUACUGGACUCGCUGAUCCUAUACAAGAUCAAGUCUACUACUCAGCCUGCAGCAAGUUCUACUGCGCUGAUGUCGUGUUUUCGUCCUGGACAUCAAGUCUCGAUAUGGUGGAGAGAGCGCUUCGGUCUAAUCCAGACCAAGUCAUUCAAAUCGUCCGAAUCGAUGGCAAGGUCCAGCCGAAAAACCGCAACCUUGCGAUAAAGCGGCUUCGUGAAGACCCUAGUAUACGCGUCAUACUGAUCACCAUUGCUUGUGGCGCCUGUGGUCUGGACCUGACAGCGGCAUCUGCAAUCCACCUUCUCGAACCCCAGUGGAACCCAUCUCUCGAAGAUCAAGCGCUCGCUCGCGUCCAUCGACUUGGACAGACUCGUCCCGUCACCACCAUACGCUACAUUAUGAAAGACUCGUUCGAAGAGCACAUCCUCAAAGUUCAAGAUCGCAAGAAAUUACUCGCCACAACGCUCCUCUCGAAUGGCUCUUCGCUCGAGAUGAUGUUCGACUCAUACUUCCGCGCCGCUAUCCGACAAUUGAAUGAUGGCAUCAACGGAGGAGAGCUGUGCGUGCCAUGUCAAAUAGCUCUAGAAGAAGACGAGCGUGCGGGCUUCGCUAGCAUUGGUACGUCAGCCUGGCUGAACAACGGCUUCAAAGAAUACGACGAAUACCAGCAUCUGACCGAGCCUGUUCUCUAUUGCGACUGUUGCCGUCAUGUUCUUCGCGCCCGAGAGUUCCAAAGACGACAAGGAAGAGAUCAAAGUCCAUCGGUUGAUGCGCAGAAGUAUCCUGGGGAUUUCAACGGGUUGACAACGUGUGUGUUUCUACAUGAUGAUGACCUGGAUUCGCAGGAGUGUGAGGCGGCCUUGAAGGAAUUCAAAGUUCACAAAUCAGAUUAUAGUCAGACAGUAAGACAUCACUGGGCGGAUGUGGAGUUGAUCAAGAGUUGGCUUGGUGACUGCGAAAAAGACCACGGCCAUGCCUGCAAUAAACACCAGACGACAGUUACUGAUACUGGGCCGCUUUUACUUCUGGAUGUUAUCGAUGAUUCUCUCGCUGUUGGGAACUUCAAGGAUCGGUAUUUCGCCUUAAGUUACGUUUGGGGCGCUUCGAAACAGUUCCUGACCCUGAUUGAGAAUUACGACCAGUUGCGCCAGCCCGAAACUCUCUCCAAGCAGCCUUUGACCCGAACCAUUAGGGACGCAAUGGCCUUUGUCAAGAGCCUGGGUGAGCGAUACUUGUGGGUUGAUACAAUGUGCAUCAUCCAAGAUGACGCUGCCAACAAAGCGAGCGCCCUCACCCAGAUGUGCGCAAUUUACAGCUGCGCCAUGGCCACGAUAGUGGCUUCAAACGGAGACUCCGCCGACGCCGGCCUACCUGGCAUUCCGCCUACGGCCCGUAACACCACCGCAACCUUCGUCACCCCUGGACUACACAUGGCGGAGCGAUCAUCCCUGGAGAAUAUGUUGGCUAAUCACACCUACGAUGGUGUAGACGUCGAUUGUAUCUACAACACGCGCGCAUGGACAUUCCAGGAACGAUUACUAUCAAACCGGAGCAUUUACUUCCUUGAUGAGCAGGUUUACUUUCAUUGCAAGAAGCAGCUGUUGUGCGAAGACAGAUACAUCAGCGAUGACACCAGCUUCUAUACCCUGGACAAGAUGCGCACGACAAGCGCAGAACUGAAGUCCAAGACUACUCGAGCUGGCACAUAUAGUCCACUGGACGAGUUUCGUUGGUACGAAGAGAUCAUCGCAGAAUACACGGCAAAGAAAAUGGGAUACCCGGACGAUAUCAUCAAUGCUUUCACCGGCAUUGAGACUAUGCUAGCUCGUAUGUUCGAUUGGCCAUUUGUCAGCGGCCUUCCGACAUCCCUUCUGGAUCUCGCAUUACUUUGGACUCCAGUCACUACCAUCGAGCGAAGGAUUACAGCCUCGCAACAACCAAGCUGGAGUUGGUCGGGCUGGGUUGGGCGAGUCCGAUACGCAGACCUGGUGCGCCCAGGGCAUAGGCCGAUAAGCUCGUUGUUCAGGGCGCUCGCCAACCAUCAGCUCGCCACGCCAGCUACGAUUAUCUUCGAAUGUAUGAGCGUCCCUCUGAAAGCGUUGAAACUCACCAAGACUCCGAAAGGGCUUUUUGACCCAUUCCAGAGCACAUCUAGCCCCAUCACCGAAGACUCAUACUACGUCUUCGACAGCAAUAAACGUCGCUGCGGUAUGCUCAUAGGCCUUCCGCAAGAGCAUGUGCUUCCCAUCGCCAGUAGGGGCCUGAAGCUCCUUGCACUGUCUACGUGGAAUUCAAACAACAGUCUCACGAAGAACGGGCCAGUCAUCUCUCAUCUUUCGGAAAAUGGUUAUUUCUCAGACGAAGAGGUGUACGAUCAAGCCUUCCGCGAUGCAGAGUGGUGUACCUACAACGUCAUGCUCGUUCGCUCGGUAGGCGACGCGUAUGAGAGGGUUGCAGUGGGACAGAUGCAUGUAGACGCUUGGCAUGGAGCGGGUGAGACGCGGGGAAGGUUCGCGGUGAAUUGA
Molecule: messenger RNA, 3711 nt
Organism: Alternaria novae-zelandiae
Lineage: Eukaryota; Fungi; Ascomycota; Dothideomycetes; Pleosporales; Pleosporaceae
Exons: 11
Coding region: 1-3711 (1236 amino acids)
Molecular function (GO): ATP-dependent chromatin remodeler activity; ATP binding
Source: RefSeq, a predicted model, not a curated record